Ruditapes philippinarum (Manila clam) is the source of this 2144-nucleotide messenger RNA. RefSeq lists its product as uncharacterized. Lineage: Eukaryota; Metazoa; Mollusca; Bivalvia; Venerida; Veneridae. Bases 642 to 1514 code for a protein of 290 amino acids. The record is from RefSeq and is a predicted model, not a curated record. The transcript has a single exon. Gene Ontology annotation, cellular component: Golgi apparatus. Gene Ontology annotation, molecular function: glycosyltransferase activity.
CAAAUACAUAAAAUAACUGACAGUAUUACAACUUUGAACUUAUAUUUAAUGUUGAUUACAAAUAAUUUAAAUAAUAACGCAUAUGGAAAAACUGAAUACUAGGGCACAAAUGUUAAGGUAGAUCGGUCUUCAUCUGAUUUUUAAAAUAUAUAUUUAAUGAAUUAAUGUGUUAUUUUGGUUUUCUUAUAAAAGAGAAUUUCUUGGAUAAAAAUGAUUAUAGAGUUUUAAUUGAUGAAUUAGAAAUUAGAAAUGAAUACAUUUUCCUUUUUUCUUCGAAGAUAUCAAACUAUAAGAAUACCAUGUUUAUUAAAGUUCUGUCAAAAUGACGACAAUUCUAUGUAAUUACAUUUACUUUAAAUAUAAACCUAAAUAGUAAAACAAUAACUUCUGUAUAUCUAACAAUGACAUCACGUCCAAAUGUUUACACAAUAUGUUCAUGUAUAUAUUUAAAACAGUUAUAUCUAUUACAAUUUGUUGAUAUUUUGCCACGUCUUUAGCUAAGCCAAGACAAACGCAAUACCAACGUGAAUAUAAUCUUGUAUAUUUUUGUAAAACAUUUUGAAUAACCAAUAUGUACUUUAAUAUUAAUAUUAAUGCUAAGGAAGGUAAAAACAUAUCAGUAAUUAAUCUUGAUUCCGACAAUGAAGAUAUUUCUAUACUUACAACAUGCCAUACCAUUUAUGUUUAUUCUUGGAAUAGCUUUUCUUUCCACUUAUCUAAAUACAAAAACUAUAUUACCAUACGAUACGGAAAUAUUGAAAACAGGAAUAACAAAUUUGACGAGCUAUAUUAGAAACCACGGACUUAAAAUACCACACAAUCAAUGGACAGUAAUGAUCACCGUGAAUAAUGGUUUUUAUGACUUUUUCCAAAAUUGGCAUUUUUAUUUUCAAAAACUUGGCAUAAAUGCACCGGUUAUUGCCAUUGCGGAAGAUAAAUAUGUUUACGACAAAUUGAUUCUGAAUUAUUCUGGUGCAAUAAAUAUUGUCCAUUCUCACCUUCCGUCUAUAGAUAAGGCUGUAAAGUAUAAUUCUGAACCAUACAAUUCUUUAAUAUCAAGACGGUCAUUAUAUAUCAGUGAUCUGUUAAAUAUUGGAUUAAAUAUUAUCAAUACAGAUGCAGAUACUGUUUGGCUUCAAAACCCUUUACAGCAUCUGGAAGGAGACUAUGAUAUAUGGAUUCAAAGUGAUGGUAAAAACAAUGUAUGUCCAGGUUUCAUGGCUGUACAAAAUAGCGCUAAAUCAAGGAAGUUAAUUUUGGCAUGGAAACAGAUUUUAGAGAGACAAGAUAAAAAAGAGGUUGAUCAAGUCGUUUUGAAUAGAUUACUGAUACAGAAGUUUUCGAACCUAAGUGUGAAAAUAUUAGAUCCAGAUAUGUUUGCAUCAGGAAAACGGUUCUUUCAGGACCAAAAUUACAAGCAACGCCAACACGUCGUUGUAGUACACAACAACUUUAUAAUUGGACAUGACAACAAGCUUGCACGUUUCAAAAACUUCAAUUUAUGGUCUAACUAGCUGAUAAUUUAAUUUUUCUUUUUAAUUGCACUGUUUCUUUAACAGAUUUCAUGCUUCUUGUAGUUAUUAAAUCAAAUUCUUUUAAAAAUUAAAUCGUAAAUAAAAUAAAUAAGAAAUUUUUAUGAUGAACCUGGUGUACAUAAAGUGUUAUAUAGAGAUGACAUCGUUGUAUGUAUAAAUUUAAGAAGAUUUAAGUUGUAUCAUGCAUUGGCCUAUAUAGUUAUGUUCCAUUACGUAAUUAUUUUUAUAUAUAUAUACCGGGACUUUGUACCUGUUUUCUUUAGUAUUAUCGUAUGAUGUAUAUUCAAAUACACUUUAUUUAAUAAAACUUAGUUUUGAAAUUUUCACUUUUUGCAAGUUCAGUUGUUGUAAUCAAACAAUGCCUGCCUCAGCAUGUGUUGCAACAGAAUCAUUUAACAUGACAAGGAUUGAAGCUUUGACUUUAAUUUACAAUGUUUUGUUUGUCAUUUUGAGUGAUAAUGCCAUUAAUGUUUGCGUCUUAAAUCACUUUAUAAAACAUUUGUUAGACAUGUUGAGUGACUUGAUCAUUUAGUUUGACGUCUUACAAUUGUUAAGUGUUGUUUCAGUGCAGUUGCAUGACUACACGAGUAACAUAUGUUUGACAUAGCA